AUGUCAACGCAAUCUUUGGGAGACAUUGAAAAAAUGGUUAUAAUAGUCAAAGUAUUUAUAAUAUCUGCAGAACAUAUAAAAUUAAAUGUAUCAAAUUUUAAGGUGUCUCACACCGAUUUGGUUCUAAGUCGCGUUAAGCAAACGAUUGCAUCACCAAUUAGUAAUCUACUGUUAAAAUUUGCACGUUACUUUUAUGAUGGUGGCGCUUCAAAAAACUUACUCUGCCUAUGUGGCACCAUUGUGAGUCUAUAUAGACAGAAUAGAUAUAAUAUUCCAGUUGAAAUCUGGUUACAAGAAGACCAUCCAUUGGUAGCUCCACUUGCCUAUGUGAAACCGAUAUCGAAUAUGUAUAUUUCCCCAAAUGCGCUAUAUGUCCAGGACGAUGAAGUAGUCAUUUUAUCUUAUCUUGAGUUUUGGGAUCACACUACAACUGAUUGA
Molecule: messenger RNA, 438 nt
Organism: Rotaria socialis
Lineage: Eukaryota; Metazoa; Rotifera; Eurotatoria; Philodinida; Philodinidae
Source: the annotation of a GenBank genome assembly